This is a messenger RNA of Myxocyprinus asiaticus (Chinese sucker), 8646 nucleotides long. RefSeq names its product E3 ubiquitin-protein ligase pellino homolog 2-like. The record is from RefSeq and is a predicted model, not a curated record. Gene Ontology annotation, biological process: protein polyubiquitination; regulation of Toll signaling pathway. Gene Ontology annotation, molecular function: protein binding; ubiquitin protein ligase activity. The coding region runs from base 252 to 1538 and encodes 428 amino acids. Lineage: Eukaryota; Metazoa; Chordata; Actinopteri; Cypriniformes; Catostomidae. The transcript is spliced from 6 exons.
UAGAGCCACAUUAAGUUCUGCGCUCUUCCUAUAAUGAAAUGUUUCCAAGGGACAAGCCUUUAAUUUUAAAAUCUCUGUCGGAUGUACGAUUUUAAUGCUUUUUUCCCCCCCGAGAAAGUGCAACGCAAUAUUGGGAGCGGAUAAACGGGUAAAAUGGCAGUUGGGAGCUUCCUUUGAAGUGUUUUCCCUUUUUGUGGCUGGAUUGAUCGUGUAAUCGAGAGUGAGGGGCGCUGUGUUGUUUGAAAAGCCUAAUGUUUUCACCGGGUCAAGAGGAGCACUUAGCGCCCAGCAAAGAGCCUAUAAAGUACGGCGAACUGGUGGUUCUGGGGUACAAUGGAUUACUCCCCAAUGGAGACAGAGGGCGGCGGAAAAGCCGGUUUGCCCUUUACAAGAGAGUCAAAGCCAAUGGUGUCAAACCUAGCGCUGUACACAUCCUUAACACUCCACAAGCCAGCAAGGCAGUGAACUGUAAAGGCCAGCACAGCAUCUCCUACACAUUGUCCAGAAACCAGACGGUGGUGGUGGAGUACAGCCAUGACAAAGACACAGACAUGUUUCAGAUUGGACGAUCGACGGAGGGCCCCAUCGACUUUGUGGUGACAGACACUGUGUCAGGGGGCGGGGAGAGCGAGGACACGCCCAUCACUCAAAGCACCAUCUCCCGCUUCGCCUGCCGCGUGGUGUGUGAACGGAACCCACCCUACACAGCGCGCAUCUAUGCCGCAGGCUUUGAUUCUUCCAAAAAUAUAUUUCUCGGAGAGAAAGCAGCCAAAUGGAAGAAUCCAGAUGGUCACAUGGAUGGGCUGACAACCAAUGGUGUGCUAGUCAUGCACCCGCGGGGUGGGUUCACGGAGGAGUCCAAGCCUGGUGUGUGGAGGGAGAUAUCGGUGUGUGGAGAUGUUUACACGCUGAGAGAAACACGGUCCGCUCAGACUCGAGGCAAACUGGUGGAGAGUGAAAGUAACGUACUGCAGGAUGGGUCUCUGGUUGACCUGUGUGGAGCCACGCUGCUCUGGCGCACUGCCGAUGGGCUUUUCCACACCCCCACUCAGAAGCACCUGGAGGCCUUGCGGCAAGAGUUGAAUGCAGCCCGACCUCAAUGUCCUGUGGGCCUCAACACCCUGGCGUUCCCCAGCAUGCAGCGCUGCAGCCGUGCCCUGACCAGCGUCCCCUCCCAGGAGGACAAGCAGCCCUGGGUCUACCUGGCCUGUGGCCACGUUCAUGGCUACCAUGACUGGGGCCACCGCUCUGAACGAGACUCCAAUGCUCAGAGAGAAUGUCCCAUGUGUAGAGCUGUCGGCCCCUAUGUACCACUCUGGCUCGGGUGUGAACCAGCCUUUUAUGUGGAUACAGGUGCACCAACAUAUGCCUUCGUACCCUGUGGCCACGUGUGCUCUGAAAAAUCAGCCCGCUAUUGGGCAGAAAUUCCUUUACCGCACGGUACACAUGCUUUCCACGCCGCGUGCCCGUUCUGUGCAACCCAACUCAAUCUGACACAAAAGUGGGCCAAAUUGAUCUUCCAAGGGCCUAUAGACUGAGUGUGUAGGGGGACAUCAAGCUGAAUGAGUGGACACUGGAUUAUAACAUAAUUCGAAGUCCAGUAUACUGAAGGAGGUUUGAAAGAGGUUGUUACUAAGAGCCGACUCAUAAAUGCUUAUGCGCUUGAAAUGCUUAUGCUGGAGAGCAAGGUUUUGCUCAGAUGAUGAUAUCAAAGUUGCCUUGCCGAUUGACAGGAGGUGUCAGUCAUGAUUUGCCAACAAAGAGUUGUUUUAUCUUCCGGUCCACAAGAUGUCAGUUCACACCAGCAUUACCACAUCACUCAGGAGAUUCUCUGAUGCAUUUGUAAACGGGAUACUUUAUGGCUGCUUCAUCCAACUCUUGUUGAUCUACUUGUCAGUGUAGUUUUGUAGCAGCCCUGCUUUAACGUUUUGUCCUUCCCAUGAUUUCCAAAGAACUUGAUUUAUCUGGUUUUAGUGUGUUUAGAGUUGGAAUUACACUGUGUUGAAAGAUCUUUAGGAAAAGGACUGAGCAUCUAAGUUUUAACAGGCAAACAUUUCAAUGUCUACUAUGUGGGAACUCCCAAAGUUCAGGAUCAGAUAUGCCAAAUUCCACAAGGGGCUUCUACAAAUAAGGAUGCAUUACUGGUUGGAGUAUUGAUUUGGGAAUAGCAAUACUAAAAUGGUUGUUUCCAAAGAUUAAAAUGGUGCUCCUGUUGUGAUUAUGGCAUGAAGAGCUACCAACAUAAAUUCCACUAGAGUCCUUAAGAGUGUGAUCACGGUGGAUGCUUUAUUUUCUAAUUGAUUGUGCAUUAUGAAAUUAGAUUCAUGAUUUCUAAUUUUUAAUUUAUUUUAGCAUUCUGUGUUCACAACGGAGCCCCUUAGAGGACAGGGAGGGAAAGUAGUUUCUGAACAAGUUUUACAUUCCCUUAAAAUAGUUUUGCUUUGUCUCUCAAAAAGGUUUGCGUUCCCUCGCAAUAGCUAUAUCAAAUUCCACAGUUUUUAAAACCAUAAUUCCUACAAAAAAAAAAAAAACACAAACGCACCUUUAUGAAAAUUAACCAUGGCUUCAGUACAGGAAGCAGGAUUUUAAAAAACAUACAUGUACAACAAAUUAACCAUGGUGUUCCUAUAGUAAAACUGUACUAUCCUGUACUUAUUUUAGCAGAAAGAUUUAUUUUCAUUACCAUAGUUUUGGUUUUCCUAGGGUUUUACUACAAAUAUAAAGUACGGUUACUGUAGUAAAACAAUGAAAUAAUUUCAUGAGGAAUUAAGGCUGGGCAAUUAUAAGUUUACAAUAUUUUUAUAAAAAAAAUAUUGCAAUAUCCGAUUACAUAGUCAGCCCCCUGGCCAAGGGAUCAGUGAAUAUUCUUGCUUUAUUGUUUUUGCGUUAAAUUAAAUAAACUUAUUGAAACAAAAAACCAAAGAAAUUUCUAAAUUCAAAUUGCACUUCAAACGAAAUGAAAAAGUGGACAAAAAAUCAUAUCUGUCAAACAGGUAGAAAAUGACAUACAAAUUAAUAUAUAAAGACAAUUAUAUAUGCAAACAAAAAUAAUAAAUGAUUUAAAUAAUAAUAAUAAAUUAUAAAUCAAUUUUAGGUUCAAGGUGAACUUGUUUAGGUUGUAUACACAUGUAUAGGCUAUGAAGUGAACCUGCAGAGUUGCGUUCACAAUGCAUGUUAAGUGCGAACUGCUCCGUGGAAAUAAAGCAAACUAAACUUCGAGCACCUCAUGAGAUGGUUGUAUGUCAUUUGCAGCAUUUUCAUAGAUGACCCUAUUCUUGCAAAUAGUUUUCAGACAACUGAAACAGAAAAGAAAGAGUGAGAACUCUACAUGUGCAUGUUCCACGAGACGUUCCCGCUUCACGCCUCUGAACAAACAGUGCAUCAGAUACACGCACUGACGGCUUCUCUUACGUCUGGUCUUCAAAAUACAAUAAAGUGUGUUUCUUCAAGUGUGUGUCUUUGCAUCUAACAGCAUUUAUUGUCGUGUCAUUCCGAGACGUCUUGCAGUUAGCCGGCCGCUGUGGCGGGUAGAUGAUCAAAAUUACCCGCUAUGUGCAUGAUAUAGGCUACCUGCAUUUGGCAGGUGUUACUAAUUUCAUACCCUGGGCUACUAUUUAAUAUAUCUGGCGACUUCCCAGCUCCAUGUUUGUGUAAUUUCCUGAUAUUGUCGAUAAUCGUCUGUUUAUGAGUGUCGCAAUCGGCAUCAGGAUAUUUGUCAGAUAUCGUCGAUAUCCGAUUACAUCAUCCUAUCGCCCAGCCCUUUAAGGAAUGAAUAAAGCAAUUGCGAGGGAACCCAGAAUAACUGCAAGGGAACGCAAAACUUAUUGUGAGGGAAAUAACUUCCCUCCUGUCCUCUUAGGGGUUCAGUAGUUCACCUACUUCAAUGAUCCCUAAAAGUAUUUGGAAACUAACACUUUUUUUUUUUUUUUUUUGCUCCAUACAUGGCAAAUUAAUGUUAUGUUUUGAAGGUUAGAGUGCAGAUUCUAAGCUUUAAUGUAAGGGUAUUUUUAUUUGUAUCUGGUUAACCGGUAAUAAGAUUAACAAAGGAUGUUGCCAAAUACGUUUGAAAUGGGCUAUAAAUCUUGUUACUGGAAGAAUAGUUUUUGUAUUAUUUACUACUUCUUGAAAAGCUUGUCCCAUAUAUUUUUUGGUACUAUUCAUUGCUAGCCAUGUGUUCAUUUUCCACAUGAUGUCCAUGUACAAUCAAAGGUGAUGUGAAAUUUUUGGGCUAUCCUACAGUCAGCAUCAAGACUUUUCCAAAUAUGCAGAAUAAUUUAGAUUGAAAUCAAACAUGUUAACUUGAUGGUGUAGAGGUCUGAGUCCUAAGACUAGGAUAUAAUUCAUUUUUCUGUUUUCAACGUCUCAAAGUAUACUGUUUUGACUGCAAGCCUAAAUGGACGUGUUUGACACAUGCUCACUACAACUGCAAUGGCAGGCCACACAAAGACCGGGACCGUCCACUUUUUUAGAAAAACUAGGCUGCAUGCGGAAAGUCCGUGCAUACUGUGCUGAUGAUGCAAUUUGCGUCACCACACAGUGCGCAAGAUGUACUGGCACAUGGGAAACUGAAGUAUACUUUAGACUAUACAGUAGGUAUAAGGCACAGUGAUCGCCUGGUAACCAUAACUGAUAUGUCCCUUAAUUUGUAAUUGGUCGAAAUUCAUCCUACUUCAACUUGUUCGGUCGAAAUUCUUGGUUGGUCGUGGAGGCGUUAAAGUUUGUGCAGAGGCUGAUUCUUAUGCCUGAUGACAUUUUUACUGGGGUGUCAAGAUAUUUUAGGCAUAUAGAAGGGCUAUUUUUUUAAAGACUUUCACAUUUAGAGCCUUUUUUUGUGCUUUUUACACACUGAGAAGUAUUUUACUACACAAAAGCCCAUGUACAGUUGUUUUUUAAACAGAUCUACUAAUAUAUUUAUUCAGUUAUGUAGUUUACUCUGUGGUAGGGUGUUGUCAAAACCGAAUCUGUGUGAAUGUAUGAGCCUCAACAACAUCUGGUCGUAACUUAAUUACAUGUGUCUGGAUAGUUGACGCUGUCAAUGGUAAGUAAUCAGAUUUAUUUUGAUUGUCUUUGAUUCAACUUCUGGUUACACCUGUUUUCACACAUUGUCCCGAAACUCGCUCUCUACCACACUCCUCAAUGUCCAUGUCACUGUCAGACUUGAGUGUUAAAGAAACAUUGUAUUAUCACGUCACCAUGGAUUUUAUUUGUACAUGGAAGUUUUGUUUUAUAUUUUUGUCUAGAUUUAUUAAUUCGUUUGGAUGUACAGGCAGUUCUUGUGAUGUACAAUAUUCAAUGUUUUUAAAAGAUGAUGAAACGCAGCUAUUUUAUUUGUAUCUUUUACUCCCUUCUUGAUUUAUGGAAACAUAUCCUAUUGUGAAAUUGUCACACCAAAAGAAAAAUAAAUUGGUGGGCAGUAUAUUUUCUUAAGCAAUGCUACUGUCUGUUAACAAUGUUGCUUGUAUGAGGCUCUUCCAUGUGGAGUUAACUAAAGUAAGGCCAAAAAUGUAAAAACCUAAAUGCCAAAAAGGAUUUAAUGAAAAGGUCUCUUAUGUAAUGUAUGUUUUAUGUCAUUUCAACAGCAAGAUUCCAUUCAUUUCCAGGGAGCACUAUUCUUGUGGAAACAAUUGUAAAGGUCAGUUGUGCAAAACGGGCACAAUAAAAAGUACACUACAGUGCUUUGGUGUUUUGAUGGAACAGAGGAGCUUCAGAACACUAAGACAACAGUGCUUUGUUCUGACAUUUGUUAUACAACUACGUAACAUGAGUUUCAGCUGCAAUCAGGACAAUUCAGUAAACCUAUUUGAAGAACAGUCUAUGCUUAAAUUAACUAUUUUCAUGAGUCUUUUAUAUAAAUAAUGGUAUGAAGCUGAGUAAAUAAUGAGAGAAUUUUCAUUUUUGGGUGAACUAUUCCUUUAAGUAGCUUAUUUAUCAAUCUAUCUACAUCCUCACCACUGUAACAUUCCUCUGGCGAUCUCGAAGGACUUUUUCUUCACUGUUUGGUCUUGGAAACAUACAAUGAAUAAAAUAGAAAAAGAAAAUCAGAUGUUUUUCCCUAUUUAUCUCUUUAAACAUUAAAAAUGUUUAUUUUGGUUACCACUUGACAAGUUCGACUCAUCCCUCAGUUUGUAAAGAUGAAUGUGAAACACAAUUGCUGUAACACAAUGAAGAAAUCGUGAGCACUCGCAUUCAAAUGAAGACUCCAGUCAUACCAGUGUCCUUAUAAAAGCUGUUUUAUUCUACAUGGAGAGGGUCCGCACAUGGGGGCUGCCAUGUUAUGAUCACAUGACCAGCCGAAUACUACUUGCUUAAUCUCAAUAACCGUCCUGUUAUUUGACACCUUAACUCAUUGAUUAAAGUAAUCAUGGCUGACUGUUAAUACUAAAUUUCUACAAUGGCAUCUGAAACUGAAAACUAUUGAUUUUAAACGAUGCUGCAUCUAAGCCACUAGGUAUCAGUGUAAGUCCAAGAUGACACGAAGACAAAGGUUACAGAGUGCAUCUUUAACAUUAAGGGUGCGCAUAUACAGUUGAAGUCAGAAGUUUACAUACAUUUAGGUUGAAGUCAUUAAAACUCAUUUUUUAACCACAGAUUAAAAUUAGCAAACUAUAGUUUUGGCAAGUCGUUUAGGACAUCUACUUUGUGCAUGACACAAGUAAUUUUUCCAACAAUUGUUUACAGACAGAUUGUUUCACUUUUAAUUGACUAUAUCACAAUUCCAGUGGGUCAGAAGUUUACAUACACUAAGUUAACUGUGCCUUUAAGCAGCUUGGAUAAUUCCAGAAAAUGAUGUCAAGCCUUUAGCCAAUUAGCUUCUGAUAGGAGUUGUACCUGUGGAUGUAUUUUAAGGCCUACCUUCAAACUCGGUGCCUCUUUGCUUGACAUCAUCGGAAAAUCUAAAGAAAUCAGCCAAGACCUCAGAAAACAUUUUUUGGACCUCCACAAGUCUGGUUUAUCAUUGGGAGUAAUUUCCAAAUAACUUUAGGUACCACAUUCAUCUGUACAAACAAUAGUAUGCAAGUAAACACCAUGGGACCACGCAGCCAUCAUACCGCUCGGGAAGGAGACUCAUUCUGUCUCCUAGAGAUUAACGUAGUUUGGUGUGGAAAGUGCAAAUCAAUCCCAGAACAACAGCAAAGGACCUUGUGAAGAUGCUGAAGGAAACAGGUAGACAAGUAUCUAUAUCCACAGUAAAAUGAGUCCUUUAUCAACAUAACCUUAAAGGCUGCUCAGCAAGGAAGAAGCUACUGCUCCAAAACCGGCAUAAAAAAGCCAGGCUACAGUUUGCAAGUGCACGUGGGGACAAAGAUCUUAAUUUUUGGAUAAAUGUCCUCUGGUCUAAUGAAACAUAAAUUGAACUGUUUGGCCAUAAUGACCAUUGUUAUUUUUGGAGGAAAAAGGGUGAGGCUUGCAAGCUGAAGAACACCAUCCCAACUGUGAAACAUGGGGGUGGCAGCAUCAUGUUGUGGGGGUGCUUUGCAGCAGGAGGGACUGGUGCACUUCACUAAAUAAAUGGCAUCAUGAAGAAGGAAAAAUAUUUGGAUAUAUUGAAGCAACAUCUCAAGACAUCAGCCAGGAAGUUAAAGCUCAGUCUGAAAUGGGUCUUCCAAAUGGACAAUGACCCCAAGCAUACCUCCAAAAUUGUGGACAACAAAGUCAAGGUAUUGGAGUGGCCAUCAUAAAGCUCUGACCUCAAUCCGAUAGAAAAUUUGUGGGCAGAACUGAAAAAGCGUGUGCGAGCAAGGAGGCCUACAAACCUGACUCAGUUACACCAGUUCUGUCUGGAGGAAUGGGCCAAAAUUCCAGCAACUUAUUGCGAGAAGCUUGUGGAAAGCUACCCAAAAUGUUUGACCAAAGUUAAACAAUUUAAAGGCAAUGCUACCAAAUACUAACAAAGUGUAUGUAAACCUCUGACUCACUGAGAAUGUGAUGAAAGAAAUAAAAGCUGAAAUAAAUAAUCCUCUACUAUUAUUCUGAUAUAUCACAUUCUUAAAGUAGUGAUCCUAACUGACCUAAGACAGGGAAUGUUUUCUAUGGUUAAAUGUCAGGACUUGUGAAAAACUGAGUUUACAUGUAUUUGGCUAAGGUGUAUGUAAACUUCUGACUUCAACUGUGCACUUAACACUUAAGUCGUUAAUAUAAAGCUGUUGGUCUGUGGACAAGUAUACUUUUUUGAAACGUAUGUAAACACAUAAACAUUGACAUCCAUAACCAAUCUCUAAAGUAUAGUUGAAAUAUUUAGUACUUUAGUAAUACAAGAUGUGGCUACUGUGUGAUUGCAUUGAUGUUCUGGUCAAAUAAAUGUUAAAUCCAUUUCAGGGUUCUUCCUCCUACUCUUUUUCUCUGUUCUUCAGUUGCUCUUGCAUUACAUCAUCAAGCCUGUUAUAAAAGUUAAAAGUGUAGAUUCAUUUCUCAACACAACUGUGAACAUUGUUUUUUUUUUUUUUGGAAGAUAACACUUGAAAGAAUCUUAUAAACCAGUAUCUCUUAUGAAUCCCACUGCGUUCAAAACAAAAAAAAUAUCAUUUGGAGAUCUUACAUUGUGAAAUGAGACUAACAAAAUUGUAAGGAUGAAUAAAAAUGGUAAAAUCGCAACGAGGAUACACUCCAAAAUAAAUAAAUAAACAAUUGUGACUGGCUCAAUAUGAA